AGGGCUAUGGCGGCGAGGCAAGCCGCAAGGCUGCGCAAGGAGCUGCAGCUGAUGCAAUCGAAUCCUCCGCCAGGUGCGUGUGUCUGGCCCUCGCAAGACACUCUCACGCAUCUUCAAGCUCAGAUUCAAGGCCCCGAGGAGACCGUUUAUGCCAACGGCAUGUUCUUCCUCGACAUUGAGAUACCCCAGAGAUACCCUUUUGAGCCCCCCAGUGUGAGAUUUAAAACUCCAAUCUACCAUCCAAACAUUGACAGCGGUGGCCACAUUUGCCUAGAUCUGCUCCACAUGCCUCCAAACGGCUCUUGGAAGCCUUCGAUGAACAUCGCGACGUUACUGCUGUGCAUCAGACUGCUGCUAUCGGAGCCAAAUCCAGAUGACGGGUUGAUGAGCGAAACUGCUGCCGAGUACAAACACAAUCGUCCGGCGUUUGAUAUGAAAGCAAAACAGUUUACGGAGAAGCAUGCGACACAAGACCACGAAGGCGGUGGAGUUCUUGCCGAUCCUGUGACAGAGGUUAGUGAGCCGGUUGCCACUAGCCUUGGACAAGCAGCGAAACUGCGUGGGAAAAAACUACUAGUCAGCGGAAAGCAUGAAACUACUCAGGCAGUUCGAGCAGAGUCUUCGAACGGCCCUGGACAAGCUGAGGACUUUCGAGUCGUCGCCAGUCUUCACCAGGAAACUUGUCGAGCUCUUCAACAAGCACCAAAACAAGCAAGAUGGCUGUCAACCAACAAACCAUUCGAACCGACUCGCACUGACGAAGGUGAGGAGGACACUUCCAAGACUGAUAGCGGUGAGGAUCCUCUCAUUGUCUCCGACAGUGGGAGCGAGGAUGAAGUAGCCGACAGCAGCCGAGCUCGACUUAGCAAGUCCUUGGCUCUGAAACGCAAGGCCGAGAGGACUUAGAUGAAGAACUUGUUUACAGACGUUCCAGAGCUCCUUAAAGUGUUGAUAGUUGGCGGUCA
Selaginella moellendorffii is the source of this 965-nucleotide messenger RNA. Its product is annotated as ubiquitin-conjugating enzyme E2 T. The coding region runs from base 7 to 906 and encodes 299 amino acids. The record is from RefSeq and is a predicted model, not a curated record. Lineage: Eukaryota; Viridiplantae; Streptophyta; Lycopodiopsida; Selaginellales; Selaginellaceae. The transcript is spliced from 5 exons.